Fopius arisanus is the source of this 2216-nucleotide messenger RNA. It is a transcript of the gene Cdc6, whose product is annotated as Cell division cycle 6. Bases 329 to 1990 code for a protein of 553 amino acids. The record is from RefSeq and is a predicted model, not a curated record. Gene Ontology annotation, biological process: mitotic DNA replication checkpoint signaling; DNA replication initiation; cell division. NCBI's taxonomy places the organism in Eukaryota, Metazoa, Arthropoda, Insecta, Hymenoptera, Braconidae. The transcript is spliced from 3 exons. Gene Ontology annotation, cellular component: nucleus. Gene Ontology annotation, molecular function: ATP hydrolysis activity; DNA replication origin binding.
UUUCGCUGUGCAGUGCGUGUUCUAAUCUUGUGGCUGACGCAGGCAUCGUAUAAUGUACCAGACAGUGUAAAUAACACUGGAUAUCCUGCGAAAUUCAAUUGUUUGCCGUAAAAAAGUCGCAAACACUUUCAAGGCCGUCAGAAGAAAUAAUUUUAUCAAUUCACAAGUGUUUCAGUGAAGUUUCAGAAUAAAUUCCGAGUGCUCCUAACCACUGCUGUCGAAUAACGUCGCUACCCCCUUUGUCACUUCCCUGAAUACACGCCACGACUUCCUAAAUAUCUCAAAUUUAUUUCUCUUUGAAAGAAAAAUAUAAUAAAUUCUUUAUAAAAUGACGAGUGUGCAGGCAAAAUUGCCGUUUCAAAUCCGCAAGAAAAUCUCCUUCUACAAGACAAAAGAGAAUUCUCAAGAAGAUUUCACCAACGCAACCCUGAGAAGCACCCCUACAACAAAGUACACCCCAACGGUUAAAAAAUUGAUGACCAUCAGCAGCAGUGAGUCCUCGGAUUCUGAAUCCGACGCUGAAAACAUCGAGACGAGACAAAAAAAUAAAACAGCCGGUAAGAAAAAAAUUGUAUCGACUCCAAGGAGAAGACGGGCGUCAGCCUCUUCGGAGGAGCAGGGUCUAACACCUCCGAAGCAGAAGAAGAUCUUGUCCCCGACGACCCCCUCGCACCUCCUGGACCGUCUGAACCUGGAGUCCACUGAGGAGGCAAGUCCUUCGAAACCCUCAGGGAAGGAUCACCUGACCCCCAAGAGACUUUUUCCCGUGUCCUCGAAGUAUCAAAAUGCCAGAAAGGCCCUCCACAGUUCAGCUCCUGAGAGUCUUCCUGGUCGAGAGAAGGAGCUCGCAGAACUCGAGGAAUUCAUCAAAGAUCACUUGAAAGAAAAUAAAUCAGGAUCACUCUACGUAUCUGGACCCCCUGGCACUGGAAAAACCGCGAGUCUGUCAAAGAUCAUGCUGAAGCCUGAGUUGAAGUCUGCCUUCAAGACUGUUUAUGUUAAUUGCACGACAAUGAAGUCGGCAGGGACAAUUUAUGGAAAGAUAAUUCAAGAGCUCGGAAUUGAUAUGCCAAAAUCUGGAAAGAAUAAUAAGGCUGUGAUCGAGAAGCAUUUGAUUUGUUCUCACAAAAUGAUUCUUCUAGUGCUCGAUGAGAUUGAUCAGCUGGAGAGCAAGAGACAGUCCGUUUUAUACUCGAUAUUCGAGUGGCCUUCGAUACCCAAGUCGAAGAUACUUCUGGUGGGUAUCGCCAAUGCCCUCGAUCUCACUGAUAGAAUCCUGCCAAGGCUGCAGGCCAGGUGUGAGCUCAAACCCAAACUCAUGCAUUUUGCACCUUACACCAAAGGGCAGAUUGUGGAGAUCAUAUCCGAGAGAUUGAAAGAGGCUGGGGUGGAGGAGAUUUUUACGGGGAUGGCUAUGCAAAUGCUCGCGGGAAAGGUCGCUGCAAUAUCUGGGGAUGUAAGGAGGGCAUUGGAUAUCAGCAGGAGAGUCGUUGAACUUGCUGAGUCGCAAAAAAGUCAAGUACUUCAGCCAGCUGUUGAUAAUCAAAAUAAUGGAGGAAGUCCCAAAAAAGUAAUGCCUGCUGUCGAAAAACCUGUUGAUUUGAAAGAAGUUGUUACUGUGUUGAAUGGAGUGUACGGUGGGUCUCAGAAUAUUGAAAAGGAGGAAGAUACUUUCCCACUCCAGCAGAAGCUCUUAUUAUGUUCACUGAUGUUGAUUCUUAAUAAAGGCCGCAAUAAGGACGUUACUGUCGGCAAGCUUCACGAAGUCUACAAGAAAGUAUGUAAAAAGCGGAAUAUUCUCGCAGUGGACAUUUCGGAAUUCGUUGGAGUCUGUUCCUUAAUCGAAACUCGUGGAAUCCUCCGUAUCACUGGGAAGAAGGAGCCUCGUCUUUGCAAAGUGAAUUUACAGUGGGACCAGGAGGAGUUCGGUGCAGCCCUCCAAGACAAGAAUAUGAUGGCAGAUAUUAUUAAUGACACUUCGUGCCUUUGAUUGAAAUUUGUGCAUAUUUAUUACGAUGACAUCUCCAUAUCGAGAAUAUGUGCCUUGAAACGUUAUGUUUGUGUGGUUUUUGACGAUUAGAAUUGAAUUGUUGACUAUUAUGACACUUAAACGUAAAUUAUUCAUUAAACAUGAUCUAGGAACUGAAUUAAUUUUUAAGAUAUCACAGAAGCCACAAAUAUCUCAAUCAUUGUGAAUUGCGUAAUUAAAUAUGAAU